AUGGGUAACGAGAUUCGGCGACUACAUGAGGCACAGCCGUUCCACACGCAUUGUCGUUGGCAUUUCCCCGGUGGCAAGAUGGAGAGCGAUGAAUCCCAUGUCAACUGUCUGAUAAGGGAGUUGAAGGAGGAGCUCUCCUUUAACAUGUCCUCCUAUAUCAGGGAGGACCUGUGUGUCUCCAUUCCACACGUCUCAAGGGAUGUCUGUGUCUACUUUGUGGAGGCUGCGUCUGCCCAAGUGGCUUUCAAACCUACCACGAGAUAUGGAAUAAAAGAGCUAAACGAUCUCCGUAAAGUUAUUGAAUGUGAUUGGGAUAUAAGCCACAUACUACAAUGGUCUUCAACAUAUGAGCAGAAGUUUUGUGACGCUGUAAUGCCUCGUUGGGUAGUGUUUUCUACUACGGAUUCGUCGAGGAGUACCUUGAAACCUGCCGUUUACAGAAAAUUAAACUCCCAUGAUUCCUACCCUGGACCGAUCUCCAUUCUUCAUUAA
Molecule: messenger RNA, 492 nt
Organism: Rodentolepis nana
Lineage: Eukaryota; Metazoa; Platyhelminthes; Cestoda; Cyclophyllidea; Hymenolepididae
Source: the annotation of a GenBank genome assembly